Molecule: messenger RNA, 455 nt
Organism: Cadophora gregata
Lineage: Eukaryota; Fungi; Ascomycota; Leotiomycetes; Helotiales; Ploettnerulaceae
Exons: 3
Coding region: 86-385 (99 amino acids)
Source: RefSeq, a predicted model, not a curated record
CUCCUAUUAAUCCAUCGACACUUCUCCCAAUAUUCAUUAUUUCCCACUCCUCACAUCACAACCAUUCAUACCACUCCUGAGCAAUAUGAAGUUCACAUCUUUCGGAGCAAUGGCUUUUAUGACUACUGUGACAGUCAUGGCAGGGAUCCUUCCUUCUCGACAAAAUGGGGCGGUCCACUGUAUCGAUGGUGUCCAAGGUCCAGACCCCGCUAUUCAGUAUGAAAAUGCUGAGUGUGCUGGGGAUUGUGUGUUUAGAGAGAAUUCUCCAGAUGCCAGCUCCCUUGGUAACCUAUGUGCCGGGUCUUGCGAAUUCUAUGCUCCCCCUGCUACAGGACCAGGCAAUGUUCCUACCUCGUACUACAGAUGUACCAACACUUGGAACUGACGAAAAGAGGGUCGUUAUAGUCAAGCAAUGUUUUCACUCAUUGGAUAUUGAAUUCUAUGGUAUGAACAGA